AUGUUUAAAAAGAAAAACAGCGCGGACGGACCAAAAAAAACAAACCGUGCUCGGUGUGAACGGCCCCUUUAGGGGGUCUUCCAAACGAGUUAAGUGUACUGUGUGUGUGUGUGUGUGUGUGUGUGUGUAGUCCAAAUAGUCCCGCCCACACAGUGACGCCUCUGCGAGCAGAGAAAACGUGCGGACCGUCCGUUCCAUCAGUCUCCUUUUAUUUAAACCUUUUUGUCGGGUCUUAUCCACAUAUUUUCCCUCAAGACUGCUUGUGCAGACAGACACAGUGAUGGAUGAGCUACAAGACGUUCAGCUGACCGAGAUCAAACCUCUUCUGACCUACAAGUGGCACCCACAUAAAGAGCAACAGAAGCUGAACUCUCAGAAUUUCCAGGACUUUGACUGUCAGGAGCAUGACAUUGAGACACCCCAAGGCGUACUCCAUGUGACCAUGAAAGGCAGUCCUAAAGGCAACCGUCCCGUCAUUCUAACCUACCAUGACAUUGGCCUUAACCACAAGUCCUGCUUCAACACGCUGUUUAACUUUGAGGAAAUGAUGGAGAUCACUCACCAUUUUGCUGUCGUGCAUGUGGACGCCCCUGGCCAACAGGAGGCAGCACCCCCCUUUCCCACAGGGUACCAGUACCCCACCAUGGAUGAGCUGGCAGAGAUGUUACCCUCAGUCCUGACUCAGCUCAAGGUGAACAGUGUGAUUGGCAUUGGUGUGGGGGCAGGAGCCUACAUCUUAAGCCGCUUUGCCCUGAUUCAUCCAUCCAUGGUAGAGGGACUGGUUUUGAUUAACGUGGACCCCUGUGCUGAGGGCUGGAUGGACUGGGCUGCUUCGAAGAUCACUGGGUGGACCAGUAAUCUAGUGGACAUUGUGAUGGCUCAUCACUUCAGCACUGAGGAGCUGACUGAAAACCAGGAACUGAUACAGACAUAUCGCCUGCACAUUGCCCAGGACAUCAACCAGGACAACCUGGCCCUCUUCUGUGGCUCAUACAAUGCGCGUCAUGACCUUGGAAUCGAGAGGCCAGUUGCCGGUCUCAAUGAGAAUACUGUGAACACGCUGAUAUGCCCUGCUAUGCUGGUUGUUGGAGAUACCUCCCCUGCUGUGGAGGCUGUGGUUGAAUGCAACUCUAGGUUAAAUCCAGUAAAGACCACUCUGCUGAAGAUGGCUGACUGUGGUGGUUUGCCUCAGGUUGUUCAGCCUGGAAAGCUGGCCGAAGCCUUCAAAUACUUUGUGCAAGGAAUGGGAUACAUUCCUCAUGUUUUGCUCAGCCAUCUGAGCUUUGAAUCAGUACCUGCUGCCGGCAUGACGCGCCUGUCUCGAUCCCGAUCCUCCUCCUCCAGCUUCACAUCCUCGGACAGCUCACGCAACCGCAACCUGAACAGCCCUCUGGACGGGCCCACCUCUGGAGCCCUGGUCAACCAGGCCAGGCCACAAACCAUGGAGGUCUCCUGCUAAAAAGGCACCGCCGCUCCUCUCCUCCCCCUGGAGCUCCGGGAGAAUCUGUCUGCUGUCCUUUCACCCCUCUUCUCCUGUUAUUUGUGUCCUAGAUUCCUGUGUUUCUAAAGCCUUUAAUAGUUAAGCAGGGGAGGCUCGAAUGUAUGAAAUACUAAAGGUAUACAUAAUGAAUAUAUACAGAUGAUACUAUACGCUAGCUACAUUGUCAGUCAUAAAAGCAGAACAAAUGAAAUACUAAUAUAUAAUAACACUUGAAGGGUCUUCCACCAGGCUGUUCUCUUUUUUUCCCCCAUUUUUUUUAAUCAUCAUCUUUGUUAGUGAUCCAUUUUAUAAUUUCCCUUUUUUUUUUUUCUUCCACCCCCUUUUAAAUGCUUUUUUGAACCUCCCUUACUAAAAAAGUAUAGUUAAUCAAAAAAUGAAAAUUCUGUCAUCAUUUACUCACCCUCACUGAAACAAAACCCAUAUGACUUUCUGUCUUUUGUGGAACAGAAUGUUCAGUCUCAGUCACCAUUCACUUGUAAUGUAAAAAGAUGCAGUGAAGCUGAAUGGUGACUGAGACUGAACAUUCUGCUUGAAAUCUCUUUUGUGGCCCAAGGAAGCCAGAAACUCAUACAGGCUUGAAACAACAUGAGGGCGAGUAGAUGAUGAUAGAAUUUUCAUUUUUGAGUGAACUAUCCCUUUAAAGGAAAAUUAUAAAAAUGUACAUUUUAUGGUGUGAACUGUGAAUGUUUCCUUUGCCCUUAUCAUGCUACACUGUGAUAUUGUUUCAUUUGUCAUCCUGAAGCUCUCUGUUUUACUGUUUCAAAUAAAUUGCCUGUCGUGUUCUGUUGUUGAAUCCACUUUAAUGUGAACCCAUGAAUGUAAUGAAUGUUUAAAAAGUAAUAUUUCUUGUGUUUAACCUGUAUUAAAAACUCUACUGGCUUGUAUUAAACAAUAAAUAUAACCAUCUUUAGCUGUUAGAAAAUAACAAUACCUUGUGAAGACUUAAGAUCACUCAUCAGGCUAAACAAGUGGAAUAUAAUUUGUUCUUUUUGUUUUAAUCUUUGUUUCUUUGGGUUUUUUAACAGUUACAACAUGCUGUCACUUUUUAAAUAUGCAAAGCAACUGUAGCUUUGCAUAUUUAGACUUAGUUGCAUAUAAAAUCAUGCUUUUUGUAUAUUUUACAUGAUCACUCCCUAUUCAUUUUUUUAAAACAUAAUUAUUCCUAAUCUAUUGAUGUAAACAUGGAUUGACAGCUUUCAUGAACAUAAAUGGAAGAAUGAACUUGUGUCUGAUAAAGUCACUCUCCAUUGAUUCUCAAUUACUAAAUAAAGUGACAGUAUAUCAUGGAAACUGGCAUAAGGUGUCUCGUGCAUUUUUUACAAGUUGUAAUAU
Molecule: messenger RNA, 2833 nt
Organism: Myxocyprinus asiaticus (Chinese sucker)
Lineage: Eukaryota; Metazoa; Chordata; Actinopteri; Cypriniformes; Catostomidae
Gene: ndrg3a
Product: ndrg family member 3a
Exons: 18
Coding region: 281-1459 (392 amino acids)
Biological process (GO): signal transduction
Cellular component (GO): cytoplasm
Source: RefSeq, a predicted model, not a curated record